Molecule: messenger RNA, 605 nt
Organism: Caenorhabditis angaria
Lineage: Eukaryota; Metazoa; Nematoda; Chromadorea; Rhabditida; Rhabditidae
Source: the annotation of a GenBank genome assembly
AUGGAAGAUUUGCGAAUAAUCUCAUUGGAAGAAGUGUCGAAGCACAAUUUCGAGGACAAAAAAUCGUGUUGGAUUGUGAUUUCGGGAAAAGUUUAUGACGUCACCAAGUUUUUGAAUGAACAUCCGGGAGGAGAAGAAGUUAUCACACAAUUGGCUGGACAGGUUUGUAAAUUUUCAAGUGGAGUUUUGCUUGCAAAAUUUUUGAAUUUAUGAUUUUUUGCGAAAUUGAAAAAAAAACGUAUUUUCAUCAAAUAUUAUAACAUUUCGGGUUUCUUAUUAAAAUUUUGAAACGUAUAAUUUAAAGUUUUUCAAAUUGAACAAAAUCCUUCAAAAAUCGAAAUUUGCAGGACGCAACAGUUGGUUUCCUAGAUGUUGGGCAUUCAAAAGAUGCGACUGAAAUGGCAAAAGAAUAUUUGAUUGGCCGAUUAUCUGAAAAUGAAACACCAAAAGAAACCCAAACAAAAACUUCUUCAAAACCAGAAAAUGGAAGUGGAUUUGUUCAACAGUUUAUCGAAAUUAUGACUUCACCGACUUGGACAAACUUUUUAAUUCCAACAACUCUCGGAAUCAUCGUUUAUGUUGUCUACAAAUUUUUGUUUAAUUAA